AUGUACGGAUACACGGCGGGCACACCCUGCCCGGCGCCCUAUUCCUCCACAAGCAGCUACUACAGCGGCUAUGGAAACCACUACGCGCCCGCCUACUACGACGAGAACAACACGACGGCAAACCUCGAAUACACGACAGAGCUGAAGCCUGCUCGCCACGCAAAGCCACGACGACCAAUGCGCAACACGCACAAGCCCGCCUUCAACCCGUCACUUGACAUCUUCGAGGAUGUCGCACAGGAGGAGGAACAGCAACAAGCAGAGUUUGGCGUCAAGAGGAGGAGCCGCGCAAGCGUUGUUCCCGCGGCUGCCAGGACCAAGAAGAGCACCAUACUUGCGCACCCAGCACAGAGGAUACCCAAGCCUGUCGCGCCUGUCCAGGAGCCACACCACGAGAAGCCGCACCGAAGACGCGUCUCGCAGGUGCCCACCGAUAAACAUGCCUCAGACGCCAAUGCGACUGUGCAGUUGCAGGAAGAUGUCUUGGAGAGGAAAGAACUCAAGAAGCAGGCCCCUAAGAAGGACUUGCGACGGAGGACCAUUUACAUUCCGUCUGAUGACACGUCAGUCUUCACCAUCCACCCUGGACAGCCGACACAUGCGCCGCGCAACGUUCGAGAGACCUCGCCAGACAUUGGCCUAGAUCUGGUCACAUUAUCCGAGGAAGAAGGAAACAAUCUGAUGCCAGCGUUGAAGAGGGACAAAAAGGCACCGCGCAAGUCUCUCGCUGCACCACCGAAGCGAGGUCCCUUGAGCACAACAUCGCGAUCAUCGCAGAGCUCAUCCUUUUCGAGCGACAUAGUGGGCUCAGGGGGCGGGAAAGAGAACAUGCCACCAGGAAUCGAGGCUAUCGAGAAGAAGAAGAUCGGAACGCAUAUUGAGAUAAACUUCACCAAGGCAGACGCGAAGAAACCUGUCGCCAAAGCCCCCAAGGUCCACUUUAGUGCUCCCAAAGAGCCCGAACGCAUACUUCUUACUAAGAAACGGCUAGAGGGCUCGCACAAGCGACCACGAUCACACGUGGCUCAAGACGACGUACCAGCAAAAGCGCUCAAGGCAAGAGCAGACGGCACUGCUUCCGCCGCAAGUAGCAGGGCAUCUCUGAGGACGACCAUCAAGACUGAACGAGCGAAACUGGCCAAGGCGAAGCGCGCGCCACUUUCCUCCUCGCCGUUCCACACCGACAAAUCUCCACCUACAGCACUGCGCCGCCAGAAGACUGGGAGCGUAGCAAGCAGCAUCACCAUGCUACACGAAGUAGGCCAGCGACCACAAUCACAAGAGAAGUAUCCAGUACUACAGGAGGAUCUGGCACAGCCGGAGUUGUACGAAGACAACUGGCUUACCUACCAGGAAGUCGCCAUUACACAACUUCUGAACUCAGUAUUUGAUUCCGCGAGCAGAGACCCGACCGACGAACAGAGCCCUGAGGACAUGCGCAAGAAGAUGCUUGCCAUAUACCACGAUCCCGCGAUACCGUCGCUUCACAAGCGACUACAGGCCUCACUACAAUUUGGUGCGCUGAGCAUACCGAAGGAUCUCCUGGCCCAGACGCUCAGGCUCAAGGACGAUGUUGGCUUGCGCAAGAAGUUCCUCAGCCUAUGGACCAAGUCAUACGAUCUGAAUGCAUUACGUGCUGCAGCUGAGACUAUUGUCGGCCGCCAAAUUACAACGCCCUGUCGACUAUCCACAGGUUCAACGUGCUCAGAUGAUGGCUCCCGCCAGUAUCGCGCAGAGCGCCGGGCUAUCGAGAGCUUUCUGUCUGCAUUCCUGAUCAAAAAUGAGGAUGCUGUUCGCGUCAAAUCCGGAGGUGGCAGCAUUGCUAGCCUUACACGCGGCGAUGAUGACUUCGGUUCUCAAGGCUGGUCAUGGCGCCGUACUGCUUUACGAAGUCUGAUGCUGAUUCUGAUCCUCGACCAAGCCAAGACGACGGAUGCUCUACCAGGCUGCCUGUUCCAGACGACGUCACCCUACAAAACAUCUGUCGAGGUCCUACAUCAGUUAUCAAAGAUGCUGCUCCCUUCACACGGCGACAUCACUCGACCGCUAAACCACCUCAAUUACAAGGUCGAACAUGUCCAGUAUCCACUACAAGAGUACACCUACCAAAUCGACAAUAUCGCCAUUGACCUCCGUGAUGGAAUCGUACUUGCUCGUCUUGUAGAGUUACUGCUUUACCCGUCAACCACCCACACAACGCAUCAAGAGGAUACCGUCACUCUCAGUCUACCCAGCGGUGAGCUUCUUAAUAGCUCCCUCGAUUCUUCGCAGAAAGGAAUUUGGGUCCUCUCCCAGCACCUCAAGUACCCAGCCAUUGGCCGUCCCCAGAAGGUCUACAAUGUCCAGAUUGCCCUAGCUGCAUUGAGUCAUGUCGCAGGCAUGCCCAGCGCAGCAGUCAGUGGCAUCAAAGCCGAAGAUAUUGUCGACGGACACCGCGAGAAGACACUCUCGCUUCUUUGGUCACUUGUCGGCAAGUGUGGUCUUGGAAGCCUUGUUGACUGGCCGCAACUUGUCAAAGAGACAGAGCGUUUCCGAAACCAGUGGUACAGGGCCCGGGAUAGCUAUGAGGGACGAGUCCUUGAUUCCGACAAUGAAGAAGACGGGGCCACUGAGCUGGAUGGCAUGGCAUAUCAUAAGCGUCUCUUGCUUUCAUGGUCACGCUCCGUUGCUCGGCUUCAUGGCCUGCGCGUUGCAAACCUGACCACAAGUUUUGCAGACCCAAAGGUUCUAGAAGCCAUCGUUGAUACCUACUUGCCGUCGAAUCUGACCAUCUCCACCGAAGGGAAUGAGCGACUCGGAUUAGCAACAAAACUCAAGGCUGUCGGCUGCUCAACUUCAUUCAUUGCGCUUUUCACGCCACAACACAGCACAGCUCGUUCAAUUCCAAGCAGAGACUUUACCCUCCUUACUCUAUCUUUCCUGGCAAGUCGACUGUUGCCGCUUGCACGCACACACCGCGCAGCUUCUACUAUUCAAUCCGCUUUCCGCCGUUUCCUCGUCCGCCGUCAGGUCAGCACUCGCAUACAAGCAAUGAAGAUAGCGCACAACUGCGCAGUAGUGGCGCAAGCUCGGCAGAAGAUGGUCGAUGCUGCUAUUGUGAUUCAGAGACGCUGGAAGACAAUCCAAGAUGCCCGCAACAAGCAACUUGAAAGUGACGUUUUGGCUUUCCAGGCCUUGGCCAGGGGUUGGGCAAUCAGACGAUGGGUCCGACGUAUCACCGCUGGUCGAGUCGGUGGAAAGGAGAAAGUCAGGAGGGUCAGGGGUGGAUGGUAA
Molecule: messenger RNA, 3273 nt
Organism: Alternaria arborescens
Lineage: Eukaryota; Fungi; Ascomycota; Dothideomycetes; Pleosporales; Pleosporaceae
Exons: 1
Coding region: 1-3273 (1090 amino acids)
Biological process (GO): mitotic cell cycle; spindle organization; establishment of meiotic spindle localization
Cellular component (GO): spindle pole
Molecular function (GO): protein binding
Source: RefSeq, a predicted model, not a curated record